Molecule: messenger RNA, 277 nt
Organism: Protopolystoma xenopodis
Lineage: Eukaryota; Metazoa; Platyhelminthes; Monogenea; Polystomatidea; Polystomatidae
Source: the annotation of a GenBank genome assembly
GCAACUCGAAGCAGUUAUCCGUAUCUCCGAAUCUUUGGCCAAGAUGCGUCUUGCACCAUUUGCGGUUGAGUCUGAUGUCGAGGAAGCUCUCAGACUUUUUCAGAUUUCUACUCUUGACGCAGCAUUAUCUGGAGCCGUUGAUGGUGCCGAGGGUUUCACUACGCAGGAAGAGCAUGACACUAUUACUCGGGCAGAAAAGCAACUAAAGCGAAGAUUUGUUAUUGGUAGCCAAGUUUCGGAGCACGCUAUCAUACAAGAUUUUGCUAGACAGAUAUAA